AUGUGAUAUUUCAAGCGGGGUAUAUCCCAGAGUUAACGAGCUGGGCAACACAAUGUAAAAAAAAUAUGUUCAAGAAGCGACCGUGAACUGGUUUUCGCUCGAGUUGUGCCUUUUUUUUUCCUUUAUCGUUGCUUGGCUAGGAGUGCAAGUGGAGCGACACGAUGGCGGCAGCUAUUCUGUUUAUUGUCUCUUUCUCUAUUUUCUUUUCCGCUACUUUCGCAACUUCGAUUUUACCGCCAUCUCAAGAUCCCUGGUAUGAGCAGCCCAGCAAUAUCAGUGACUAUGCUGCUGGGGAAAUGAUCCGUUCUCGCUCAGUUUCCCCUCAGCUAGAUUCAUUUGCAGCAUUGUCUGCGAAUGUAUCUGUAAAGGCUGUUUAUCAGUAUCUUUUCCGGACUACUGAUGGUUUUGGUGAUGCAGUCGCUUCGGCAGUGACGCUGCUCGAGCCCUAUGACUCGGAUCCAUCCAAGCUCGUCGGAUAUCAGGCAUUCUAUGAUAGUGCAAAUGUGGAUUGCAGUCCAUCUUAUACUCUGCAGGUGGGGAACGACAAUUUAGGAUCUAUGUCGUCCGGAAUGAACGUCUCAGAAGACAUACCAUUCGUUGCAGCAGCGCUGAAUCUCGGUUGGUGGGUUUUCACCACUGACUACGAAGGCCUAAAGGCCGAGUUCUCGGCUGGUCUUCAGUCUGGUCAAGCUGUGCUGGAUUCGACUCGAGUGAUUCUUGAUCAAGGACCCUCGGUGGGGUUAUCAGGAAAUCCCCGGUACGCGCUUUGGGGAUACUCCGGGGGCGCUCUUGCGUCUACAUGGGCCGCCGAGCUUCAAUCGUCAUACGCACCAGAGCUCAACUUUGCUGGCGUUGCGGUAGGAGGGACAACGCCAAACAUUACUUCGGUGCUCCAGACCAUCAAUAAAGGAUCGCACACCGGGCUUGCUUUCUCGGGCAUAUAUGGGCAAUCAAAAGCAUUCCCAAACCUUACCGACUGGCUAGAUGCAACCCUGAUCCCUUCAAAGUCAGCAGAAUUCUAUUCGAUCGCUAGCGGCUGUUUGUCACAGGCCGCCGCUAUGGGAAGUGACCAAGACUUUUAUACCUACUUCAAGGGUGGAGAAGAAUCCUUUUACGAGGACGUGCCUCGGUCAAUUUUCGAGUGGUCUGGUCAAAUGGGACUUCACGGUACUCCAAUCGCACCGAUGUUUGUUUACAAGUCAACUGGAGACGAGGUCAGUCCCGUGGAAGAUACGGAUGCUCUUGUCAAAAAGUAUUGUGCCGCGGGCGCUCGUAUCGAAUACAACCGAGAUUUGAUCGGGAACCAUGAGACCGAGGCAAUAACCGGCUCGGCAAGUGCUUUGCAGUGGAUAUCAGAUCGGUUGAGUGGCAAACCAGUCAGUGACAAGUGCAGCACACGAAACGUGUUACUGUCUUCGCUCAGUGAUGGAGCCCUGGCUCUGCUAGGAGAGGAACUGUUUGCUAUCCUCCGGACGGCUUUGGAUGAGUUGCUAUGA
Penicillium brasilianum is the source of this 1496-nucleotide messenger RNA. NCBI's taxonomy places the organism in Eukaryota, Fungi, Ascomycota, Eurotiomycetes, Eurotiales, Aspergillaceae. The record is from the annotation of a GenBank genome assembly.